Messenger RNA from Trichechus manatus latirostris (Florida manatee), 1375 nucleotides. RefSeq names its product fructosamine 3 kinase (gene FN3K). The coding region runs from base 217 to 1146 and encodes 309 amino acids. The record is from RefSeq and is a predicted model, not a curated record. Gene Ontology annotation, biological process: fructosamine metabolic process. NCBI's taxonomy places the organism in Eukaryota, Metazoa, Chordata, Mammalia, Sirenia, Trichechidae. The transcript is spliced from 6 exons.
ACCGGUCGAGCCAAGCGGAUCUAGAGCCAGGUCAUCGGCCGCAGAGCCCGCCCUCCAGCCUCCUGCGCUAGCACUGCUGCCCAACCAUCCCGCGCAGCCAGGCCCUGCCCAGCCCCGGUGCCCCUCCCGCGGCUCCUCGGGUCCCUGUCACCGCCCCCGCUCGGGCCGCUGCCCCCAGGCCCAGCCUGGUCCCUGCCCCCCCGCGCCCGCGUCCCCAUGGAGCAGCUGCUGCGCGCGGAGCUGCGCACCCGCACCCUGCGGGCCUUCGGGAGCUCAGGGGCCGGCUACAUCAGCGAAGGCCGCGCCUACGACACAGACGCUGGCCCGGUGUUCGUCAAGGUGAACCGCAGGACGCAGGCGCGGCAGAUGUUCGAGGGGGAGAAGGCGAGCCUGGAGGCCCUUCAGGCCACAGGCCUGGUGCGGGUGCCUCGGCCAGUCAAGGUGAUCGACCUGCCAGGAGGCGGGGCCGCGUUCGUGAUGGAGUACCUGAAGAUGAGGAGCUUGAGCAGUCAGGCAUCAAAACUUGGAGAACAGAUAGCAGAUUUGCACCUUUACAACCAGAAGCUCGGGGAGAAGUUGAAGGAGAAGGAAAGCACAGUGGGCCAGAGGGCUGGGUGUGCGGAGCCCCAAUAUGUGACCAAGUUUGGCUUCCAGACUGUGACCUGCUGCGGCUUCAUCCCACAGGUGAAUGAGUGGCAGGAGGACUGGCCGACCUUCUUCACGCGGCACCGGCUCCAGGCGCAGCUGGACCUCGUUGAGAAGGACUACGCUGACAGAGAGGCACGGGAGCUCUGGUCACAGCUACAGGUGAAGAUCCCGGAUCUGUUUUGUGGCCUGGAGAUCAUCCCUGCCCUGCUCCACGGGGACCUCUGGUCGGGAAACGUGGCCGAGGAUGACAUGGGGCCCAUCAUUUAUGACCCGGCUUCCUUCUACGGCCACUCAGAGUUUGAACUGGCAAUUGCCUUGAUGUUCGGGGGGUUUCCCAGGUCCUUCUUCACCGCCUACCACAGGAAGAUCCCCAAGGCCCCCGGGUUUGACAGGCGGCUGCAGCUCUACCAGCUCUUUAACUACCUAAACCACUGGAACCAUUUUGGGCGGGAAUACCGCAGCCCAUCCCUGGGCACCAUGAGGAAGCUUCUGAAGUAGCAGCCACUGGCAUCCUGUGCCCUAGCCAAGGGCGCCCUCCUCGUUUGCAAAUAACUAAUAAAGCACUUGGAAGCCGGGGGUCUCCAGGGGUCAGACCACUGUGUCUUAGCGGUGCCUUCACCCUUGUGGGCAUGAGAGUGCCCCACUGUGUCACUAUCCUCCCCAUGGGGGCCUGGACCACCGGGAAAGGUCACCAACAGGCUCGUGACAUUUCAUAAUCUGGGGGGAG